This is a messenger RNA of Cylas formicarius (sweet potato weevil), 1572 nucleotides long. It is a transcript of the gene RpII18, whose product is annotated as DNA-directed RNA polymerases I, II, and III subunit RPABC2. The record is from RefSeq and is a predicted model, not a curated record. Gene Ontology annotation, biological process: DNA-templated transcription. Gene Ontology annotation, cellular component: nucleus; RNA polymerase II, core complex; RNA polymerase III complex. Lineage: Eukaryota; Metazoa; Arthropoda; Insecta; Coleoptera; Brentidae. The coding region runs from base 1064 to 1459 and encodes 131 amino acids. The transcript has 3 exons. Gene Ontology annotation, molecular function: DNA-directed RNA polymerase activity; DNA binding.
UCUUAAUGAAACAUUGGAAUAUGUGUCAAUUUUCUGCAUGGCCUGGAUUUAUCUAUUUAUUUCUACAAGAAUAAUUAGGGUUGGGUGUAGUAUUUGAUUCUAAAUUAUCCUGUCUUCCGCAGGUGGAGAGCAUGAUAUCUAGAGCUUCAGCUGGAAAAAAUAUUAUGAAGUGUUUACCGAGGACGUGGUGUGGAAUGCUUCCAUAUACCACUAUUGCUUUCGAUAAAACUUUUGUAAGAUCUAAACUGGAUUAUGGAUCUAUCAUUUGCAUUCAAUUAUUGGUAAACUAGAUAAAGUUCAAUAUCAGGCACUUAAAAUUGCUCCUGGUUUGACCGAAGUGUGGAGCACUAGUUUGAAUGAUAGAAGGUCGUAUCUGCCGUGUAAACUUCUUUUUAGGUGGUGUAGUGGCAGGAAUAACCCUUUGUAAAAGGCUGUCAAGGAACUAUAUGUAUGUAUGCUUUGAAACCUUAAUUAUUUUGGCAAUAACUAUAUGCCUCCAUUGAUUGAGAGUUUUGAUCUGAUGUCGCCUUAUCUCUAUCAAUUUUUUCCUGUGCAUUGUAUAGGUUCGGGUUUUUCUAAGGCUUGUCCUAAUGAAAAGGUAUUUCGAGAGAUGUGUGAACUCGGAUGGUCCUCAGAUUAUGCAUUUGUCAGGGAAUGGUGGGGAUAGGUGCUUUCAUCUCACAUCUUAAUAUUAAGAAUGCCCUCUAGAGCCUGAAAUCCACUGAGUUCAAUGCUAAAGUGAAUGGUAUUUUCUUAAAAUUAAAAAAAUGUUUAAAAUGAUGAAAUUGUGGAUGGAGCGGCCAGUCAAGACAUGGUUUCAUUGGAAUUAAAACCCCACUUUACCAUAUUCUUUGUAGUAAAAAAAUAAUCUGUGGAUUACUUGGUCUACAAGAUGAAGACGCAUUGGGUCUUACACAAAAAUCCUCGACUGUAGUUGAUAAUGGGCGAAUGUCCUUAGCUAAAAUGGCAACGUUACGUAAAAGCAACGACAAGGAAGAAGACAUUCUAUUGUGGUCGGAGGGGUUAGUUCUGCGUUGCCUUAGGAAUUUAACGUAAUUUUCAAAUGGCGGACGAAGAAUACGACGAUAACGAUGCCGGCGAUGAUUUUGACGACGAUGUAGACGAUGACAAUAUCGAGGAGCUCGAACAGCCUGAUGAGGAAGGCGACAACAUCGACAUCGUCCAGCCAGGCCAAGCAGGUGGCGGCGUACCCAAAGACAAACGUAUCACAACGAAGUAUAUGACAAAAUACGAAAGGGCGAGAGUAUUGGGCACCCGGGCGCUUCAGAUUGCCAUGUGCGCCCCGGUAAUGGUCGAAUUGGAUGGGGAAACAGAUCCGCUGCAGAUCGCCAUGAAGGAACUGAAGCAACGCAAAAUCCCCAUCAUAAUUAGGAGGUACCUGCCCGAUCACUCUUACGAAGAUUGGGGCAUUGACGAGCUCAUUAUUAUAGACCAUUGAAAGGGAAUCAAUUUCUAUUAAAUUUUUUCAUAAAGUUUUCUUUUUGUAAAUGGCUUAUAACCAUUUUUUUUUUCGCCAGUAUUGGUUAGUUUCCUAAAUACAUGUCGAUAAUU